AUGCUAUCUAUCUAUCUAUCUAUUAUUCAUCUCAUCUAUUAUUCAUCUAUCUAUCUAUGUCUGUUCAUAUCUAUCUAUCUAUCUCAGUCUGUUCAUAUAUCAUCUAUCUAUCUAUUCUAUCUAUCUAUCUAUCUAUCUAUCUAUCUAUCUAUCUAUCUGUUCAUCUGUUCAUCUAUCUAUCUAUCUAUCUAUCUAUCUAUCUAUCUAUGUCUGUUCACAUCUAUCUAUGUAUCUCAUGUUCAUAUCUAUCUAUCUAUCUAUCUAUCUAUCUAUCUAUCUAUCUAUCUAAUUCAUCUAUGUCUGUUCUCAUCAUGUAUCUCAGUCUGUUCAUAUCUAUCUAUCUAUCAUUCAUCUAUCUAUAUCAUCAUCUAUCUAUUCAUCUAUCUAUCUAUGUCUGUUCAUAUCUAUCUAUGUAUCUCAGUCUGUUCAUAUCUAUCUAUAUCUAUCUAUCUAUCUAUCUAUCAUCUAUCUAUCUAUCUAUCUAUCACAUUCUGUUCAUAUCAUUCAUCUAUCUAUCUAUCUAUCAUCUAUCUAUCUAUCAUUAUCUAUAUCUAUCACAUUCUGUUCACAUCUAUCUAUCACAUUCUGUUCAUAUCUAUCUAUCUAUCUAUCUAUCUAUCUAUCUAUCUAUCUAUCUGUUUGUACGAGGAGGGUCUGAGUAAUUUUAGUCCGUUCUCUUUCUUCAAAACUGAAUAA
Acanthosepion pharaonis is the source of this 696-nucleotide messenger RNA. The record is from the annotation of a GenBank genome assembly. NCBI's taxonomy places the organism in Eukaryota, Metazoa, Mollusca, Cephalopoda, Sepiida, Sepiidae.